Linum tenue is the source of this 2834-nucleotide messenger RNA. The record is from the annotation of a GenBank genome assembly. Lineage: Eukaryota; Viridiplantae; Streptophyta; Magnoliopsida; Malpighiales; Linaceae.
CCAGCAGGUACCAUAUACAAUACGUUUCUUUUUUGAAGGAGUAGGGAAACCAGAAAAUUGAACAAAGUACGAAAGAAGACUGAAGGUCAAUGCACCCUCAGAUGUAUAGUUUACAGAGAGGAGGAGAGACUGAAAGAGGGAGAGGUUGAAGAAGACCGCAAGCCAACAAGCGGAGAAGAUUGGAGCAGGAAAACUUAUCGUAAAGGCUAAACAAGUAAGUCCACUGUAGAGAGGUAGAUAGAAGUCUAGAUAGACAGAGACACAGAAAAACCUCUUGGUUGUGGUUUCCAGAUCCAGAGAAGACGCAGCAGAUUGCUUCUUCCAGUUCACGAACUUGACCUUUUGGUUCAUCAAUUCUGAACCUUCUUCUGCCAUCGAGGAUUCGUUGUAUUUGUUUCGGUUCCCGAUUUUGGGAUUGCGGAAUUUCUUUGAUCUUCAAAUCUCUUGGCUUCCUCAAUUGCUACGACUAGCAUCGAGAAGCGAGAAGCGAGAAGCCACAGCCUCAGUGUUUGCAGCUCAUAAUCAAGCUGAGUAGCUUGGGAAAACAAGAAGGAGGAGAAGAAGAAGAUAAGAGAGGUGGGGGAGUUCUGCGAUGAAAUGGGGGAAAGCGGUAUUGGGACUGCGAAUGCGGCCGCCUUGCACACCGCAAUCAACUCCGUACAAGCGCUCGGGAGAGGGUUCGAUGUCAACUUCGAUACCCGCUUGUUGUACUGCAAAGGAAUAGGUGGCUCGAGGUUACUCCAGAUUGACCAGGAUAGUGCCAGAGAUCUCUUUCUCUACGAUGACGUUGUUGUCCCCCACGUUUCCAGGGACAUCAGGAACUCUCCUGGCUCUCAUGGCCGCCAGAGCUCUGGAGUCUGCACUUUCUCUGAGAUGGUGGAGUAUUUCAAUAAAAAGACCGAUCUAUCAGGAAGUUCUCCUCUUGGUAGCUUCAAUUCUGCGUUUAGCUUUAGUGGUUCCAAGCACAUUGAUGCUGCUAUGACUAAGACCCUCUCCAUGGAUGGCUAUUACAUUCCCCUUGCCAAGGUCGAGCUUUUCAGAUCACCAUUAGUGUUGCAAGACAAUGUGAAACGGGCUGUGCCAACUAGCUGGGAUCCUGCUUCAUUGGCUAGCUUCAUUGAAACUUUUGGCACACAUGUUAUCACUUCUGUCACUGUUGGUGGCAAGGAUGUUAUAUAUGUUAAACAACAUCAAUCUUCAGCUUUGUCAAAGAUGGAGAUGAAAAAUUAUGUCCAAGAUAUUGGAAAUCAAAGGUUCUCUGACACAGAGGGUCACACGAGUUCAGGCCCAUUGAAGAUCAAGGAUAAGGUUAGUUCCAGGACAUCUGUUUAUUUUUUACAGAGUGCUGAUGCUGGAAUCUUUAACAGCCAGGGCAUAUACCCACAACCCACCAGUGCACCGUGUCUGUCCGGGAAAGAGGACGUGACAGUCAUUUUCAGAAGGAGGGGUGGAGAUGAUUUGGAACAAAGCCAUACCAGAUGGGCAAGAACUGUGCGUUCUUCUCCAGAUGUGGUUCAUAUGACUUUCGUUCCCAUAACCGAUCUUCUUAAUGGAACUCCCGGAAAGGAUCACCUAGCUCGAGCAAUCAGUCUAUAUCUUGAAUACAAACCUCAGAUUGAAGAGCUGAGGUAUUUUCUGGAGUUUCAGAUACCACGGAUAUGGGCUCCUGUACAUGACAAAAUUCCUGGCCACCAACGGAAGGAACCUGUUUGUCGGUUUCUGCAUUUCAGCAUAAUGGGGCAAAAGCUGUAUGUUAGCGAGGAGCAGGUAUCAGUAGGACGGAAGCCAGUAACAGGGUUAAGGUUAUGCUUGGAAGGAGCCAAACAGAACCGACUGAGCAUUCACGUACAACACUUGGCAUUACUUCCCAAAAUCCUCCUCCCCUACUGGGACACACAUGUGGCGAUUGGUGCUCCCAAGUGGCAGGGCCCCGAGGAGCAGGACAGCCGAUGGUUUGAGCCGGUGAAGUGGAAGAACUUCUCCCAUGUCAGCACCGCACCGAUAGAGAACCCUGAGAGCUUUAUAGGCGACAAUGUCGGGGUUCAUGUGGUCACGGGAGCACAGCUUGGAGUGUGGGAGUUUGGGUCGAGAAAUGUUUUGUACAUGAAGCUUUUGUACUCACGUUUGCCAGGGUGUACAAUACGGAGGUCGCUGUGGGACCAUUGUCCCAGUGAUAACAAGGUGAAGAAAGUUACAACCACUGUAAAUAGCAGCAGCAGCAGCAGUGCAGGAGGGGAUUCAAGCUCGGAGAACACGGCAGUGGGUAAGAAGUUGGCGAAGUUUGUGGAUAUGUCAGAGAUGAGUAAAGGGCCGCAGGAUCCGCCAGGGCAUUGGUUGGUGACCGGUGGCAAGUUGGGAGUGGAGAAGGGGAAGAUCGUGUUGAGAGUAAAGUACUCUCUGCUGAAUUACUGAAGUCCAGAGAUUGUAGGGUGGUUGAAGUUGCAGAAGAAGAAUGAUUGUGAUGGGGUUUGUAAUGCAAUGCAAUGCUGUACCAUAUAAAUUACAUAAAGUGGAAGGAUGAUUUGUGUUUGAGUAGGUUGGGUGGGGGAUGAUAUGUUGAUGUUGGCAAGAGUUUCACUUCAUUCUGGUGAGGAGAAACUGCCGUUUUGCGUGAUUGAAUAGCUUUGAGUAGUGAAUUUUUGUAGGGGAUGUACGUAUUGGGAUUAUGUCCCUUGGUGGGGGGAUCCGAGGAUUGGUUUGCCUUCGUUUUUAGUGUAUGGAAUAGUCGCGGGCAUUUGGGGACGUCAAUCGUUUACAGUUGCAGACGAGCUGAAGUUACCGAACCUUCUGGUCGUGUUCUUGAUUGCAAAAAGUGUUCAAUAGUCAUUUGUCAA